AUGACCCGUUCAACAUCUUCACUUGGUCUUUCAAGAAAUAAUCGAAAGCCAACAAAACCUUUAAAAUCUUCCAUUAUAUCAGCAACUUCUUCAAGGUGUCAAAGUCCGAAACCUUUAAAAUCUCCUACUAUUUCUCUUUAUAAUUUGACUCCUAUAGAUCGUGAUUUAAAUGACAUACUUCGAAAUUUGGUUGAUGAAUUAUGUGAUUUUUUUGUUAAAGCUAGACAAGAUGGAAAAAAUGAAGCUCAAACUGUUGAUGUUAUCGUAAAUUUCUCUACUUCAAAAAAUCAAGAUCUUUCUCAAAUUUUUGAUUGGCUUUUAAAUAAUACUCAUAAAGAUAAAUAUAAAACUCUUUUGGGUUAUUUUUAUGAUCAAGUUGCUAAACGUCGUGUUCAAAGUCUUUUAAACUUGAUCGCUCAUCACCCUAAUGUAGAAGACUCGCUAUUAUCAAAAGGUGUUGAUAUGAAUUUAUUAAACAAUCAGUUUGGUGAACUCAAGUAA
Messenger RNA from Dentiscutata heterogama, 501 nucleotides. The record is from the annotation of a GenBank genome assembly. Lineage: Eukaryota; Fungi; Glomeromycota; Glomeromycetes; Diversisporales; Gigasporaceae.